Molecule: messenger RNA, 1023 nt
Organism: Staurois parvus
Lineage: Eukaryota; Metazoa; Chordata; Amphibia; Anura; Ranidae
Source: the annotation of a GenBank genome assembly
AUGUGCGGAGUGUUCCUAUACGUACCUCUAACCUGCUCUGUUCCCAUUGAUCUGUCAUUUCCUCCAGAUGGGCGAUACAGAAAGCACAACACAGAGAAGUGUCUCAAUGUCUCUCCAGAUGAUGAAAUAGAAGUCGAUGACAUCACAUCCAAAGAUACGGCAAACAUCCAGACAACCCCAACUCUCCGUCCCGACCUUCCCAGUGCAGAUCUGUCAUCGGACCCUUCCACACAUGGGGAGAGCUUUCUCGAUCAAUCCCCUCCCGUCACUCGCCUUGCAGCAACUAGAGGUGGUGAGACCUUUCCGUGCUCUGUGUGUGGGAAAUGUUUUCCCAGGAGAGCAAAACUCAUUGCGCACCAGAGGACUCACACAGGGGAGAAGCCAUAUUCCUGCUCAGAGUGCAGGAAGUGUUUCACUGAAAAAUCCAACCUUGCUACGCACCAGAGGACUCACACGGCCGAGAAGCCGUUUUCCUGUCCGGAAUGCGGAAAGUCCUUUAACCAGAGAGUCCACCUUAUAUCGCACCAGAGAACUCACUCCGGAGAGAAGCCGUUUUCUUGCUCCGAGUGCGGAGAAUGUUUUUCGCGGAAAUACACUCUCAUCCGACACGAAAAGGUUCACACGGGGGAGAAGCCUUAUUCCUGUUCGGAGUGCGGGAAAUGUUUUUCCCUGAGAGCCACUCUCAUUGCCCACGAAAGGACUCACACGGGAGAGAAACCAUUUUCAUGUUCGGAGUGCGGGAAAUGUUACUCUUGGAAGGAGCUUCUGAUUAAACACCAGCGAAGCCACACCGGGGAGAAACCGUAUUCAUGUUCUGAGUGCGGAAAGUGUUUUUCUGAAAAAUCGCUUCUUGCCAAACACGAACGACUUCACACGGGGGAGAAGCCAUUUUCCUGCCCCGAAUGUGGUGAGAGCUUUACGCAGAGAGCCCAUCUGAUUCCACAUCAAAGGACACACACAGGUGAUCGGCCAUAUUUGUGUUCGGAGGAACGAGAGGCUCUGGGUUUAGGUUGUGACUGCUGA